UAUGGAUCAACGCUUAGUCUAGAAGGGGAUACCCAACCGGCGGCCAGCCUUCAGAGCUAGGAAACUGCACUUCCAUCACUUUCCAUAACUGAGCAUGCUCAAUGUAUUCAUUCGAAAAUCAAUCACCGUGCUCGCUCUUAAUUCCGCUUCAAUUUUUAUGCUAGUUGUGAUAGAAAUCAAAGGCAGAAUCCUUAAGUUAACCUCUCCACCUUCCCUAGCAGCCUUGGCACUUAGCCCUGCUUUCUGGGAGGUGAUUUCAAGGACAUUAAGGAAUACAAAGGUUGGGAGUUCUGCUUGUAUUGCGGGUGAACAGCUCGUAACAGGUUGUUCUGCUUGUAGUUCUGCUUGUAACAGGUUCAAGGAGAUAUGGGUGACAAGUUCUGCUGGUUCUGCUUGUAACAGAUUCAAGGAGAUAUGUGCACACCUAAAUGAGUUGAAAGUUGUGUUGCGGGUGAACAGCUCGGCCGAGAUGUGUGGUAGCACCUUCAAAGUUGACUCAGAGUCUAAGAAAGAGAGUACUGACAUUACUUAACCAAAUCUCACACGAGAUCAUCCGCCAAUUGUCAUAAACUUAAAUUGAGUUUUAUGCUAAAUUGUAGCAAGACGCUUCAUGUGAAAGCUAUUUCCGAUCAUUAAUACUUGUAUAAACUUGAAAGUUAGUUUUCAUCAAUAUGUAAUUUGUAAUUAUAUCUAAAAUGUCCAUAUGAAUUGCUACUUUCUUGGGUGUGGUUCUAAAUUAUCUUAUUGUUUGUGUGUGACUGAAGCAUUGUCU
Messenger RNA from Cuscuta epithymum, 772 nucleotides. The record is from the annotation of a GenBank genome assembly. NCBI's taxonomy places the organism in Eukaryota, Viridiplantae, Streptophyta, Magnoliopsida, Solanales, Convolvulaceae.